AUGCAACUUGGGAAAACCACACUAUUUUCGCUAGCGGACGAACUCUUCUCCAUCAACAAAGAAUCGAACGUGAACACCGAUUUGGGUUAUUCUGUGGGGGAGGACGAUCAAAACCAUUGGUACAUCCUCCGGCUGGACUUUGGCUCCGUUUGCCCUUCCAGGUUUGAAAACAAUAAUGAGGAAGAAGAAUGGGUGCAACGCUGCAAACGGCUGGACGAUGAAACCGCUUGUUGUAUCAAGAUGAAAGUCAUUGUUCUCUUGUUGAACAAUCCGCAACUCGAGCAAAACUUCCAACAAGUUUCCCUAGGGGUGGAAAUCAAGGACGAAAGCAUUGCUAAUGUGAUUCGCACUUUGGGGACUGCGGUGCAACAGGAUAAAGGGUGUCUGCUAAUUCUUGUUUACGAGUAUGACCAGCCGGUCUGUGAGGAUCUGUUGCAAUUGAUUCCGCUUCACGGGGAGAGGCUCUACGAACGAAUCCAACAACAGAUCAAGUUGUGCUUUUCGGAGUAUUUUGCAUUCUUCCGGUCGGUCAAGGUUCUACUGGAGGAGGUAUCCCAUGCCAAAAUUUGGCUCACAGGCAUCACGCCCAUUGGUAUAAGAGAAAUGAGUGGGCUCAACAUUGAAGAUUUAAUGUACCAGGCACACAUGGUGGACGCUGUUGGACUUACAGAGGUGGAUGUGGAGCGCAUGCUGCAGGAUGCCUACGCGCAUGCGCCCUUCAAGGAGGGAGAGCUGGAGCUGGCGAGCGAAGACUUCGCUCAAGCGCAACUUCAAAAACCUUCGGUUUCCACAGAGUCAGUCUCUGUAUCACGCCGGACUUGUCAAUCACAUGAUGAAUAUCUUGCUGGAUCCAACAAAGGAAACGAAAUGACGAGAAUUCUUAUCCACUGGUAA
This is a messenger RNA of Seminavis robusta, 894 nucleotides long. Lineage: Eukaryota; Bacillariophyta; Bacillariophyceae; Naviculales; Naviculaceae. The record is from the annotation of a GenBank genome assembly.